UAAUCAUUUACAUUUCUCAUAGCAAAUUUGUAUUGAUUAAAUUGAUACAGUUUGUGUUCGUUUUAAUGAUAUGUGUGAAUUUUUUCAUUCUCUUUAAUACUAGUACAAGUGGAAGAACCUAUGUUCUCUCUUACAUGAAUUAUGUCAUUUUCAAAUGAAAUAACGUUUAUAAUGUGACAUUCCUACUUUUAGGCUGAAAAUAACUAUUGAACUACCGAAAUAUAUAGGAUGUUGAUAAAGUGUAAAACAAAGGGAACCAGAGUGAAGGGCUUAGCCUUUCACCCUCAUCUCCAUUUUCUAUUGGUUUCCUUACACUCUGGUGAAAUACAGUUAUGGGACUACCUAAAUUCCUCAUUGGUCGACGUAUUUAAGGAUCACGAUGGUCCAGUGAGAGCAGUGGACUUUCACAUUGUGCAACCAUUGUUUGUUAGUGGAGGCGAUGAUACAACAAUUAUAGUAUGGGAUUUUACCCAGAGAAAGAAACUAUUUACAUUACUUGGACAUUUGGAUUAUAUAAGAACCGUACAAUUUCAUGAAAGGUAUCCAUGGAUCAUAUCGUCUUCAGAUGAUCAAACAGCGAGAAUCUGGAAUUGGCAAUCUAGGUCAUGUCUAAGUGUGUUGACAGGCCAUAAUCACUAUGUAAUGAGUGCACAAUUCCAUCCUAAAAAGGAUUUAGUUAUCACUGCUAGUCUUGACCAUACUGCUAGAAUUUGGGAUGUAUCUUGUCUGAGUGAAAAAACAUGCUCUAUACAAAACGUCCAGAGUAUAAACAAUGGAGACAAACUACUUUCCUCAUUUCAAAUGUUGCAUGAGGGAUCCAAAAGUGGAAUUAAUUUUAGAGAUGGUUCUGGAUCUAUAGAAUUGAUGGGAAUAAGUGAUGUAAUUUGCAAGCACAUCCUAACAGGGCACUCUAAAGGUGUAAAUUGGGCUAUAUUUAAUGAAGACGCUCCUAUAGUUAUAACAGCAAGUGAUGACAAAACUAUCAGGGCCUGGAGGUAUACAUCGGAUACGGUUUGGCAAACUAACAUAUUAAGAGGGCAUCAAAAUAAUGUUUGCAGUUUAAUAAUGCAUCCAAAUAAUAUAAAAUAUCUAUUAUCAGUAUCUGAGGAUCAUUCUAUAAGGGUAUGGGAUUCCUCUAAGUGGUCCUUAACUCACACAUUUUUAAUGGAUAACGACCGUUUUUGGAUAGUUUCAAAACCUAGGAGCUCUAAUUAUAUUGCUGCCGGCCAUGAUUCUGGAUUUAUAGUAUUCAAGUUGUUCAGAGAACGUCCAAUUGUAACUAUCGUAGGGGAUGAUUUAUACUAUGUAUGGAAUGAUGUAAUAUAUAUCCAAAAUGUUGAUAAAGAGUGUAGCGAUUAUGAAAAUGAACUAAAAUUACCAGAAGAUGUCAAACCUGCGUAUGCUGAUAAAUCUGGGACUCACAGACCAAUCGUGGAUGCCUCUGAUCUACAUGAUGAUAUAACUCCCGAUGGAUCAUUUCCUAACUCAAACUAUCAUUCUUUGGAUAAUUCUGAUAUGGCUGUAGAUACACCAACGGAUAACCUGGCUUUUCCAUCGCCCUCUGGUGAUUAUUGUAAGUCUCGCUCUGUAGUUGCUUAUGUUAUGGGUUCUGCAGAUAUAGAGUCUCUCUCAGAACGGUUCCUCAACAAUCUCCUGGGAAACUCCAAAAGUAUACCAAAAUCAGCAAUAAUACCAAAAGUUUUACAUUAUAACAUAUAUAAUACAGAAAGAGUCUGUCUUCUCUUGGUUUACUCAAACAAAACUCAUAAAUCAUUUGAAAUAUUAAUAAAAACCCCCAUUAUUGGCACUUUGGACUAUAAAAUGUCAUCUCAAAUAAGAGCUGGUCUUUCAGCUUGUUUUUCAUCCAAAAACACCUUUGUAGCAGUAGACACAGAAUUUAAAGCAUCUGUAUGUGCAAUAACUGGUGAAUUGAGUCAUAAAGUAGAUAUAUCAUCUCCAAUCGAUAUGGUUUUUCCCAUAUCUACUAACAUAGUCUUGUUUUGGUCACAUAAAGAAAACAAGUUGAUGAUCUACAAUUCCUUGGAAAAUAGUGUAGUUGUAGAAGCAACAUCGCCCUACGGGAAACUAAAAUUGGUCAUUGUUUCUAAAUCACGGCAAUUAAUAGCAACAGUUUACCGUAACUUUGUAAUUAUCUAUGACAGAAACUUAAAGAGGAUUGCAAUUGUGGAAAGUUAUUCUAAAAUUAAAAGUGCUGCAUGGGAUGAAAAUACAUCCGUUAUAUUUUCUACAAGCACACAACUUCACUAUUUGCUUGUUAAUGGGAAUACUGGCAUAAUACAGAGUGUACCAAAUCCCAUUUAUCUUUUACGAAUUGCCAACAAAAUAAUGUAUAUUAUGGGAAGAAAUCAUAGGUGUUACAGAUUAAAAAUCCAGUCAAACGAUUAUGCCUUUAAAUGUGCGGUAUACUCAAAUAAUCUAGAUGUUGCCAACAAAUUGAUUGAUUCCAUGCAGCUAUCCGGUAAAUUUAUAAUUUCCUAUCUUAUUGAUAAUGGACAUGCUUCUAUGGCUAGGAAGAUUAUUAAGGAUAAUAAAUCCAGAUUUGAAAUAGCGCUGAAAUUUGGUAUUUUGGAUGAUGCUGUAGAAGAUGCUCAAGCUCUUGACACACCAGAAACAUGGAAGCAACUAGGUGAUGCAGCGUUAUCUCAGGGUAAUUGCUCAAUAGCUGAAUUUGCAUAUCAAAAAGGUAAAGUCUUUGAUAAGUUGUCAUUAUUAUAUCUGAUAACGGGGAAUACUUCAAAAUUGAAGAAAAUGAUGAACAUAUCAAAGUUUCGCAAAGAUAGCUCAUCUGUACUUAGGCACACAUUAUAUUUGGGUGAUAUGGAAGAAUUUGCCAAUACAUUGAAAGAAAGUGGGUAUACAAAAUUAUCAGAGGCUUGUCAAAAAACCUAUGGCUUAGCAAGUGGUGAUGGUCAUAGUAAUACUAAUGCUAAAUACUUGACGCCUCCCCAACCUAUCGUAAAGUAUGAUGAAAACUCUAUCAAUUGGCCUAUACGGAUCAAAAUAGGAAAGAAUAAAAAUGUGGAUUAUGAUCAAAUUGUUGAUAAAUUUGAUGGUUUGGAUUUGGUACAAUAUGAACCAGUUAUACAUUCUAAGUCUGCUCGUCCCGAAGAUAAUGUUUGGGAUUCUAUCGAUGAUAACGAGCUGGAUCUGCAUGAAAAAAAUAAUCAAUCAUCAGAUGUAGAUCUUGUUGAAUUAGUGAUGGAGGGUAAAUUUAUCGGUGUUAUCGAGCUGUUGACCAAAAUAUUUGGAGAUGUCGACUCUGAGGUUUUGAAGGUGGUAUUAUCGUAUAUUCACAAUACUUCGGUAUCUAAUAGCGUUGAUCCAUUCCAACAGCUUAAUGACUUCAAUUUUGGGACUAAGAAAUCGUUUGGAAUGGAAAAUAUUGCAGAUAUGAUACAAGAGGGUUUUAAAAAUGUAACCGCCGGAAAUUUUGAGGAAUCUUUGGCAUCAUUUCGUCAAACUUUACAGUGUGGAAUACUAAUGGUUCUAAAAUAUCCAACAGAGAUGAAAGUAUAUGUAGAUCAGUGCCGUAUAUACAUACUAGCAAUGAUACUGGAACUAGAAAGGGAACGUCUAUCAAAUAUAGAUCCCAGAAGGAGCCUAGAGCUUGCAGCUUAUUUUACUUGUUGCGAUAUGCAACCAAGACAUAGAUAUCUAGCGCUUAGAAGAACGAUAGGGCUCAUGUGGAAGGCGCAGAAUUACAUCAGUGCAUCUGCAUUAGUCAAGAGACUUCUAAGUGAAGAUAUAACUGGUAUUGAAGGUGCAAAAGAAGAAAUGACCAAGGCCAAACGCAUACAAACACUCUGCGAACAAAAGGGAACUGAGGCGUAUAGAUUAGAUUUUGACGCUGGUGACAAGGACCUAGUAUUAUGUACACUUAGUUUCACUAAGAUUAAAUCCAGCAGUAUAGUUCAGUGCAAAUACUGCAAAUCUAUUGCCCUCGAGAAGUUCUAUGGAGAGAUUUGCAACAUAUGCCAGAUUUGUACUCUCACUUGA
Molecule: messenger RNA, 4017 nt
Organism: Theileria equi strain WA
Lineage: Eukaryota; Apicomplexa; Aconoidasida; Piroplasmida; Theileriidae
Product: coatomer subunit alpha, putative
Exons: 1
Coding region: 229-4017 (1262 amino acids)
Biological process (GO): intracellular protein transport; intra-Golgi vesicle-mediated transport; retrograde vesicle-mediated transport, Golgi to endoplasmic reticulum
Cellular component (GO): COPI vesicle coat
Molecular function (GO): structural molecule activity; protein binding
Source: RefSeq, a predicted model, not a curated record